Molecule: messenger RNA, 4894 nt
Organism: Tachysurus fulvidraco (yellow catfish)
Lineage: Eukaryota; Metazoa; Chordata; Actinopteri; Siluriformes; Bagridae
Gene: sgms1a
Product: sphingomyelin synthase 1a
Exons: 7
Coding region: 557-1783 (408 amino acids)
Biological process (GO): ceramide biosynthetic process; sphingomyelin biosynthetic process
Cellular component (GO): endoplasmic reticulum membrane; Golgi membrane
Molecular function (GO): protein binding; ceramide cholinephosphotransferase activity; sphingomyelin synthase activity
Source: RefSeq, a predicted model, not a curated record
CCGUGACCACGCCCCCUUCACCCAGACUGUAGGAUCCGAGUCACGUCUCCAGCACACAGCAGUGAGGACAACACACACUAGUGCUUUAUACGGUGACGUGACGGAGUGGGGACGCGUGUGAACCUCAGUGAGCGUGUGAACGUGUGAACGUGUGUUUAUGAGGCUCAGAGCCCCAGAGUGUGUUAGUGUGUUUAUAUGCGCCACAGAGUGUGUUAUUCUAUACGGAGCUACAAGUCGGCUGUGUGACGUCAUAACGGUAGAACAGGGGCGUGGCCAAGACUGAUAUGGGCGUGGCCAAAUGACACGAUGGCAGACUGCUGUAGCUUAUUGAAGAUGCUGACUUUCAGUUCAACCCACCAAGAGUGAGGAAUCUCUAAGGUCUGAAGAUUUUUCGACUGUUCCGUUUUUAUAUGUAAAUGAGGAGGAGGGGUGAAAAGUGACCAAUCACAGGAGCACAUUUCAGAUGUCCCACGAUGUCUCUGCGACGUCAUGAUUCUUAGAUCGUUUAGCUUGUACUGUGAUGUCUCACUGACUCCACCCCUUCUCUGACUCGGCCAUGAAGGAGGUGGGGAGCUGGUCGGCAGCAGAGGUUACUGAUUGGCUGGCUGAGGAGGGAAUGCUGGAAUAUUCCGAAGCUCUCAGGGACGUAGACGGCGAGGCUCUUUUGCGACUUUCCGAGUCGGAUUUUCGAAACCCGCCUCUGUGUCUGGUUGCUGGAGACAACGGGAGGCGUCUUCAGGAGCGCCUGGAGACGCUGCACAUCGCCCAACACAUGGGUAACCAUGGAGACAAUCGUCAUGUCAAAGGGCACCUCGGAAACGGGGAGAUUCUCAAUGGGGCGGCGAAGAACGGGUUCCGAUCAGACGCGGUCCGGAUCCAUAUCCCUCGUCCAUCAGAGAGCGAGCGCACAUCGUUUCCCACAGAGUGGUACAAAACGGGCGUGGCCUUUGGGUACGCACUGUGCUGCUUCAUCACCACGUCCAUUGUGAUUUCCAUCGUGCACGAACGAGUGCCAACCAAAGAGGAGUCUCCGCCCCUGCCGGACAAGUUCUUUGAUCUGUUUGAUCGCGUGCAGUGGGCGUUUUCAAUCUGCGAAAUCAACGGUAUGCUCCUCGUCUUCAUCUGGUUCAUACAGUGGAUCCACCUCAAACACAGGUCCAUCGUUGGACGGCGUUUCUUCUUUAUUGUUGGAACACUGUACCUCUACCGAUGUGUUACCAUGUACAUCACCACCUUACCUGUGCCAGGCAUGCACUUUAAAUGUGCACCCAAGUUGUUCGGUGACAGAGAGGCUCAGCUGAGGCGCAUUAUGAAGAUGAUGUUGGGCGGCGGUCUGUCCAUCACGGGCUCUCACUCCCUGUGUGGGGAUUAUCUGUACAGCGGCCACACUGUCAUGUUAACACUAACAUACCUGUUUAUUAAAGAGUAUUCUCCACGGAGGUUCUGGCCCUAUCACUGGGUGUGUCUCGCUCUGAGUGUCAGUGGGAUUUUCUGCAUCCUAUGGGCUCAUGAUCACUACACGGUGGAUGUGGUGGUGGCGUACUUCAUCACCACACGUCUCUUCUGGUGGUACCACACUCUGGCAAAUCAGCAGUGUUUGAAGCAGGAUUCGCAGAUUAACGCGUUCUCUCGUGUCUGGUGGUUUCGUCUCUUCGGCUACUUCGAGCGAAACGUCCAGGGCGUCGUUCCUCGCCACUACCAGAUGCUGUUGCCAUGCCUCCGGUUACCAUGCCGACUGUCUGCAGCAGGAUGGGUGAAAUUUAGCUACACAGACUCGCUCUAAUGUAGGAGAUGGAGUGGAAGUAACAGAGACUCGUUUGCCAUCCGCCUGCAGCCUGGGCUCAACACUGUGAUGUGGAUUUUCCUUCUUUCGGAAUUUCUGUUUUAAACGUUAAACGUCCCUGAGAAGACGACAAAGCGCCAAGAAAACGAUUUUAAUAUAUACAACGCUGCCAAAAUUUCUGAUCUAAAUACAUACAUAUAAAGAUAAAAGAUAAAUUAACCACCAAAUAGUAUCUGAAGAAUUUUUUGGUAUUUUUUUAUAAGUAUAUUGUGAUCAUAUUAAUGGAGAGGUAGGAAACUUUUUCUAACGACUUUGGCAGAUUUAUUUUCCCAAAGUAAACAAAAACAAACUAAAGUGUUGGAUGUUUUUUAGAUUUGUAUUUUUCCUGAAUGCUGGAGCGUCUCACUGGGAUAUGAGAUUUUUUCAGUGCCUUCCUCCUCAGCGAUCCAACAACCCCACAACUUCACACCGCUGGUCAGCUUGAGCUCUGAACGUUUCUUCGUCUCGUCGUGACCAGAUUUGAUUGAAUGUAGGUUAACGGUUAAAGUUCCAAAGAAAUUUUAGGUGUUUCUAAAAGGUUCAGGGUUUUGUUUUUUUUUUCUUUGCUAAUAAUGAAGUAAUAGAGAUGAGUACGGUGGCCUGGAAAUGCAUCACAGAACAAAAACCCAAGUACAUUAACGAUACAGAAAAGGGCCGAGUUUAUGGAACGAUACGCGUUUGUUGUUGAAUGUUGUUUUCAAUUCGUUCUACACCACAAAGCUACUGAAUCCUGCUCUCUGAUUGGUCAGGUGUUGAUUAAUUCUCUCUAACAGCAGCUCUGACCGUAUUGCGGGUUUUUGUUAACGUACUGGCUCCGAUGCCUUAUGGUUUCCUUGGUAACAGCUUGUUCACAGGGACGUUUCCGUAAGGGGAAACGUUUCCAGGUAACAUUCAUAAAAGGAGUCUCCAGCGUCGGCACUUUGUAACAGAGUUAAAGCUGUAGGAGUUUUAGGUGUUUUGAGACUUUUGACGGAUACUAGGUUUAAAUUGGGAAUUUAUUUAAAAGUAUAAAUGCAGAACAUUAUUCUUUAACAUUAAAUUCCGCGAUUAAAUUCCGCAAUUGUUUUGCUUUAAAAUUUCUCCGGGGACACAGUGGCUUAGUGGUUAGCACGUUCGCCUCACACCUCCAGGGUUGGGGGUUCAAUUCCCACCUCCACCUUGUGUAUGUGGAGUUUGCAUGUUCUCCCCGUGCCUCGGGGGUUUCCCCCGGGUACUCCGUUUCCUCCCCUGGUCCAAAGACAUGCAAAGUAGGUUGAUUGGCAUCUCUGGAAAAUUGUCCGUAGUGUGUGUGUGUGUGUGUGUGUGCCCUGUGAUGGGUUGGCACUCCGUCCAGGGUGUAUCCUGCCUCAAUGCCCGAUGGCGCCUGAAGACACAGGCUCCCCGUGACCCGAGAAGUUCGGAUAAGCGGUAGGAAAUGAAUGAAUGAAUGAAUAAAAUUUCUCCGGUAUAAAAUAAGUACAACUCUUCAGUUCGGUCUGUAUCACUCCCAGCAUCCCUGAUUAUUUCCUUGCAGCCACAAAGCCCUUAAGUGUGUUACUCCGUCAGCGUAUCUGAAAUAACAUCAGCGUACGAUGUAAGACUGAUAAAAACGAACACAAAUCCAAACGUAAGUAGGUUUAUAGAUGUUCAUGUCCAGCAGCGAGUAAAAGGAACGCGUGAAGUUCAGUCCCUUUCUGUUUCCUGUUGACGUUUCAGUGUUUCUGUUGGUUUGUGUUUACAGGCCACCGUAGCUGAGCGACAUGACUUUGACAGUGUCGUGUCUCACACUACGUUUUUCAGAGUAUUGUAGCAACUGUUCUAUUUCGUAGCAACGUUCCCUGGAUGGUGUUCAGUUUUAUUUGUAUUCAUUUUAAAUACUAAACCAACAGUUUUAACACUUUUCUAUAGCAGGACACCUAAAAACACAAACCUUAGCUAGCUAAGUAUUACGAUAAAGUCAUGACCAAGUAUCGUGAUGUUUUGUGUCACACCGCUCACUUUUUACUGCCAACUCAAUCUCCCUCAAAACAAGAGACAAACUUCUCUACUAAAAUCUGCACAAAUACGUACAGUACACAACGUUAGACAGAACACAGAACACCGACGUGGUAUAUUAACAACUUUAUUAUUAAAUUUGCACAAUUUCGAUAACGUAGUAUAAAUAAUAAAUCAUAAUAAUAUCACAUGACCAGAAUGUAUUAAAAAAAUAAUCCAAAUUAUGAUUGAAUUCAAAAUACAAGAUGUUUAUGUUUAUGUUCCUAAAGUUAAUUCUAUAGCGAUACGCUGUGUUUCGAUUGGCUGAGAGAAGUACGGCAUGUUUUGAUGUGCCGGAAAAAAGUAUCGUGUGUCCUGAUUGGUCGAGGUUGUUCCAUUAAUAUACCGGUGUGUGUCGAUUAGAGUAUUUUACACACCGGCAUCAUUAUUAUAAUAACGUGAAUGUAAAAAAAAAUCUAAUAUUUAUUAACCGGUUUUAAAGAAAUGAAGCACUUUAUAACAUCUUUAUCCAAAUCGGUGUGUAGUCUCGAUCUUCCGUAAGAGGAGCUCUGUUGCUAGCAUGCGUUGAAUCUAAGCUAAAGUUUAGUUGCUAAUGCAACUCGAAUGUGGUCAGAUGUUUGCCGAUGACAUAAAACAUCUUACUAUUUAACACACAGCUUGUCUACUGUUAUAUUUGAGCCCAAACAGCUGGAGCGAUGUAUGUAGCCAACAGGUUUCAUUUCUGACUUUAACUGAACGUGAUCGUCAUGUUAAACUGUAAACUUUACACCGUAAUAACUACGCGCUAAACGCCCGUUUGUCUUAUUUCUAAAAAAAAUGUUAACUCUUACGUUUCCUUUCAGAAUUUGAUCGUAAAUUUACUGAGAUUUUAAAGUCAUCCAAUGCAUUAAAGCUCAAAAUCAAACUGACUUUUCUCGUGUUAACGUAUUUAAACGCUUAGUGUUCUUUUUUUUUAUGUCUUUAUGUGAAUCAGAGACUCAUGUAAGUAAUUAUUUUUCCUCGUUGUCGACGUUUUCCUGUUUGUGUGUUAAUAAAUGAGUAUAAUAUGAACCACUUAAUGGUGGAGUUUUAAUAAAAUCUUUAAUUCUGUAAUUUGAA